UCAAUGUUCAAACAUUACAGAGAAAAAGAAAAGGAAAAAAAAACAGAAAUUCAUUCAGUUCAAUGUUUCCUUUCCUCAGACAAUUGUUACUCUAAUUAUUUUUCACCUUUUUCCAUGAAUCAACCAUGAUUCUUUUACCAUGUGUAACCCUAAUUCUGUUCACAUGGUUACCUAAAUCACUAAUGUCAUCACCUUUAACCAGUUCAUCAUCACCCUCGCCCUCACCCUCAUCCUCAUCAAAAUCAAUGAUAAAAACAAAACCAACAACAACAGGAACUUCAUCUUCAUGUAAUAAUGUUAAAUGGGGAAUUCAAAAGUUAAUUGUUCCCGAAUUAGUUGAAAAUGGUUCAACUGAAAGUAUCGUAUUAGAUUGUGUUUAUUGUUUACAUAAAAGUGACAAUUAUCGGAUUGUAGUUAAAUGGUUUCACAAUGAUGACCCACAACCAAUUUACCAAUGGAUACCUGAAUUAAAUUCUCGACAUGCAUCAAAAAAAUUCUCAGGUCAUAUCAAUUUAAAUUAUUCUGUUAACUCAUCUGAUCCAUUAACUCAAUACAGAGCAAUUAAUUUAAUUAAUCCAACAACCGAUCUUUCUGGAGAUUAUUCAUGUGUCGUAAUGUCUUCAGACAAUGAAGAUUCAAAGAAAAAGAAAAUGAUUGUUUAUGCUCCACCCAGAAAGAUUGAGUUUAAUUAUACUCGAGAGGUGAAAGAAGUGCCUUCAGCACUGCGAAAAGCACGAGGUGACUCAAAGGAAGACGGAAGUGUCUUCCCACUAUUUGAAGAACCAUAUUCAUCAUCAUAUUCUUCAUCUUCAUCUUCAUCUUCAUCUUCAUCUUCAUCUUCAUCUUCAUCCUCUGUUUCCACUUUCUCAUCAUCAUCCACAUCAACACCAUCCACUUCAUCACCCACCAUAACAACUUUACCCUCCUCAACCGGUCUACUUCAUUGUGAUAUCAAAGGUGUUUAUCCAAUGCCAGAGGUUAGCAUCUAUCGAUUGGGUGAUAUGAAUGGUACAAAUCCUUGGCCAGUAACGGUGGUGGACACAAGGAUAGACGAGGAGAAACACCCUCACUCUUAUAAUGUUAGAAAAGUUAGUUUAAUCAAUGACGAAACUUUAAUAAAAAAGUUUGGCCUUAAACCGUCCAUAUUUGAAUGUCUGGUCACUCUUCAAUUACCUAAUCAAAAGGUAGUCAAAAGACAGAAAAUAAUGUACACACCAGUUGUAAAAACAAUUGAACCCAAGGGCGGUGAAUAUAAACUUAACCCAAAUUUUAGGAUAACAAUGAUAACUACACUUUUGGGAAUCCUGAUCAGAUGUACUUAAAAUGUAAAACACUGACCAUUGGAUUUUAUUGUUAUUAAAUGUCCAGGUUAAUGUUAUGAUAAUGAGAAUACAAUUAAAUUGUAAAUGUAAUCAUCUUAAUCAAAUGGAUGGUCUAAGUUUAAAUUAAACAAUAAUGACUAUUACAUCAUUCACAAGAAACAACAAACAAAAUCAACAUCCAAAAGUGCAUCUAACUAAACAAUUGACCAUUGGAGUGGACACUUUUCAAAGAGGAACCGGACACAAUGAGGAUAACAAAAGGUCACCAAGUUUAUCAUCAGAUGGAAAUCUCAUUCUGUUUAUUAUGUAAAAAAUGUCUCUCUCUCUCUCUCUCUCUCUCUCUCUCGUUCUCUGUCUUUCUGUCUAUUUCCUCCCUAUGUAUAUUUAAAUGAAGAUGAUAACUGUGAAAGGUUACAAUUUAAAUUGUGAUUCUCUCUCCCUCUCUCAAUGAUUAUCAUCAUUUUUUUCUGCUGUAAAUAGUUUUCAUCUGAUGAUAAAUGGGAGAGUGAAACUACUCACUGAAAGAGGAAGAUGAUGAAGAAGUGAGAUGAGCAAAAAAUGGAACCUGAAAUUGUCAUCAUGUUUGAAUGAGUUUUGAUGGAAGAGGAGGAGAAGGAUGAUGAUGAAGAAGAUAAAACGGAAACAGAAUUGAUGAUAAAAUUCCAUACUGUCAUCUUCCUUUUUUAUCUCUCUCACUCUAUCUUACUGUGUGUUCCUAUGGAGCUCAAAUUUCUCACUCAUUCAAUUUUGCAAAAUCUUUUUUUUCUACCAUCACAAAUAAUCAAUGAUUACAUUAUUUAAUAUCAUUUCCAUCAUUUCCAACAUCAUCAUCUUCAGCAUCUUCAUCAUUAUGGUGGCGACAUCUGAUUAUCGGAUAAUAAAGUUCUCGCUUUCAACAGCUGAUUUUUUUUGUUCUAAAACGAGAUAACAGCUGACUCUUGUUCUGGAUAUCAGAACUAUUUCCUGAUAGAUUCUCAUGACUAUCGGUCAAGUGAAAAUUCUGGUCCAAAACAUUGUCACCUUUUCGCUGAUCUUAUUAACUCCUUUUCUGUUAUACAUAUUCAUCAUUUUCUUUGCAAUAUUAUCAAUGAUCAAUUCACACCUUGCGGCAACAAGAGAUUAUCCUCUGGACAUUAAGUGGACACAACAGAUGCAAAAAAAAGAUGAUCAUUGUCAUAAAAAAAACCCCAAGAAAAUCAAUGACAAGAGAUGACAAACUCAAUACAUCGAUGGUGAUAAUAAGUAAUAUAACUGUAAAUGUCGAGGAAAAAACUCCAACCAAAAUUGGAGCAACUUUUUCCUUCCCUUUAAUCAUUGAGAUUAACAGAUGUAAAAAUGAAUAAAUUUAUUAUUUUGCUCUAAAUUUGAAUGUUUCAUU
Messenger RNA from Panonychus citri (citrus red mite), 2700 nucleotides. RefSeq lists its product as uncharacterized. NCBI's taxonomy places the organism in Eukaryota, Metazoa, Arthropoda, Arachnida, Trombidiformes, Tetranychidae. Bases 126 to 1322 code for a protein of 398 amino acids. The transcript is spliced from 3 exons. The record is from RefSeq and is a predicted model, not a curated record.